Ziziphus jujuba (common jujube) is the source of this 1982-nucleotide messenger RNA. Its product is annotated as cytochrome P450 714A1. Gene Ontology annotation, molecular function: oxidoreductase activity, acting on paired donors, with incorporation or reduction of molecular oxygen; heme binding; monooxygenase activity. The transcript is spliced from 4 exons. The record is from RefSeq and is a predicted model, not a curated record. The coding region runs from base 120 to 1739 and encodes 539 amino acids. Lineage: Eukaryota; Viridiplantae; Streptophyta; Magnoliopsida; Rosales; Rhamnaceae.
UAUCAGUUUCAGCAGCUGCAAGUGGGUUUUAUUUUCCCAUAUAUAAAUAUACAUCUAAAGCAAACCCCUUUUACUAAGAGAAACCAACAGGAUAGCUGGUUAAAAAGAGAAGUGAGGAUAUGGAGGUGUAUCUUGUGUUGAAGAUGAUUUCUUCUAUGGUUCUGGUGGGUUUGCUUGGCUUCUUGCUUUAUAUUUACAACAGUGUUUGGCUAAAAUCCGAAAGGGUGAGGAAGAAGCUGCGAGUGCAAGGUAUCAGAGGCCCUCCUCCUUCUUUUCUAUAUGGGAAUUUGCCUGAGAUGCAAAGAAUCCAACUUCAGGCCAUGAAGGCUCCCACUCAUCACACCGAUAACGAAUUUGUUGCUCACGACUAUACUUCCACCCUCUUCCCAUACUUCGAACAGUGGAGAAAAGAAUACGGUCUAAUAUAUACGUAUUCGACUGGGAUGAGACAACACAUGUACAUCAACCAGCCAGAGCUAGUGAAGGAAUUGAAUCAGUGCAUUACAUUGGAUUUAGGAAAGCCUUCCUAUGUGACCAAAAGGCUUGCACCCAUGCUUGGCAAUGGAAUUUUGAGGUCCAAUGGCCAUUUAUGGGCACAGCAAAGGAAAAUUGUUGCACCUGAGUUCUUCAUGGACAAAGUCAAGGGAAUGGUGGGGAUAAUGGUGCAGUCAGCACAGCCACUGCUGAGGAAGUGGGAGGAAUGCAUUGAAUCACAAAGCCAAAGGGGUAUGGCAGCAGAGAUCAAAGUGGAUGAGGAUUUGAGAGGUGUCUCAGCAGAUGUCAUUUCAAGGGCUUGCUUUGGUAGUUCUUAUUCCAAAGGCAAACAGAUUUUCUCCAAGCUUAGAUGUCUUCAACAUACCAUUUCACAGCAUGGCUUCCUUUUUGGAGUUUCUAAUUUUGGAUCUUUCCCAAUGAGGAGAAAACAAAACGAGAUCAACAGCUUGGAGAGAGAGAUAGAAUCAUUGAUUUGGGAAGCAGUGAAAGAACGCCGCGAACAAGAAAUCUCAGACACAUCUUCAUCAUCAUCAUCGGGAAAAGAUCUAUUACAGCUGAUCCUCGAAGGAGCCAUUAACGACCACACACUAGGUGAACAUUCAUCCAAGCAAUUCAUAGUCGACAACUGCAAGAACAUCUACUUCGCCGGCUACGAAUCCACCGCCAUAGCCAUCUCUUGGUGUUUGAUGCUCCUCGCUCUCCACCCCGAAUGGCAAGCCCGUAUCAGAUCCGAAUUCUCUCAGAUCUGCCCCGACGGUGUUCCGGACGCGAACUCGCUCCCUCAGUUGAAGGCCGUGACGAUGGUGGUUCAAGAAGUCCUCCGUCUAUACCCGCCGGCGGCUUUCGUAUCCAGAGAAGCUUUCGAAGAUACGCAGAUCGGGAACGUCGUCGUUCCGAAAGGCGUUUGCGUUUGGACUCUGAUUCCGACUCUGCAUCGGGAUCCGGAUAUUUGGGGACCGGAUGCGAACGAGUUUAAGCCGGAGAGGUUCGCGGAGGGAGUUUCGAAGGCUUGCAAAUCGCCGCAGGGUUACAUUCCGUUUGGAUUGGGUGCGAGGCUGUGUUUGGGAAAGAACUUGGCUAUGGUGGAACUGAAAGUUGUGGUUUCGAUGAUUGUGUCCAGAUUCGCUUUCUCUCUGUCUCCCAAAUAUCGGCAUUGUCCUGCUUAUAGGAUGAUUGUAGAGCCCGGACGUGGCGUUCAUAUCCUCAUUCAAAGGGCCAAUGCGAAGGAGGACCAUAGCAAUUAAGCCUUUGUUACCAGCCUCACCCCGCCCCUACCAGGAAAAAAAAUAAAAAGAAUGAAAAAGACCAGUGUAAAAUAUUAUGUUGAAUAUGUUUUUUUUUUUUUUUUUUUUGAAUGAAGAAUAUGUGAUAUUUUAUUUUAUUUUAUUUUGUUGGUUUUGAAAAUUUUUUAUUUUUCAUUUUCUUUUUUGGUUAUAUUAAGUGAUGUUUUAUAAAUAUAUAUAUAUAUAUAGUUUACACAUUAUAGA